Rhodotorula graminis WP1 is the source of this 1836-nucleotide messenger RNA. Its product is annotated as histone acetyltransferase. Lineage: Eukaryota; Fungi; Basidiomycota; Microbotryomycetes; Sporidiobolales; Sporidiobolaceae. The transcript has 13 exons. Gene Ontology annotation, cellular component: cytoplasm; elongator holoenzyme complex; nucleus. The record is from RefSeq and is a predicted model, not a curated record. Gene Ontology annotation, molecular function: acyltransferase activity, transferring groups other than amino-acyl groups; iron-sulfur cluster binding. The coding region runs from base 169 to 1836 and encodes 555 amino acids. Gene Ontology annotation, biological process: tRNA wobble base 5-methoxycarbonylmethyl-2-thiouridinylation.
GUGCACCUCUGCAACCGCCCGGCAACCCGUCUGGUCGCCCACGUCACCGUCCCGGCUCUCCUCAGCCUCAUCGCCUCUUUCUCGACCUCGACUCCACUCCACCCCGACGUCGGCACGAGCGGCAAAUCCAGAACGACAAACUCGACGAGAACGCUCUAUUAGAUCGCCAUGCCGGCCCUCCAGCAGUCGCAGGCCGAGACGACGAUCCGGUGCUGCUCCGAGAUCGUGCGCCGCCUCCUCGAGGCGCACGACAAGGGCGAGUCGGUCAACCUCAACGCGCUCAAGACCCAGGUCGCCAAGAAGUACGGCGCCAAGGUCGUCCCUCGCCUCGUCGACAUCAUCAGCGCCGUCCCGCAAGACGUCCGCGACAUCCUCCUCCCCAAGCUGCGCGCAAAGCCCGUCAGGACGGCCAGUGGUAUCGCCGUCGUCGCCGUCAUGAGCAAGCCGCAUCGGUGCCCGCACAUCGCCAUGACCGGCAAUAUCUGCGUGUACUGCCCAGGAGGACCCGACUCGGAUUUCGAGUACUCGACGCAGUCCUACACGGGCUACGAGCCGACAUCUAUGCGCGCUAUCCGGGCGCGCUACGACCCGUAUGAGCAGUCCAAGGGCCGGGUCGAGCAGCUGCGGUCGCUCGGGCACAGCGUCGACAAGGUCGAGUUCAUCGUCAUGGGCGGCACGUUCAUGUCGCUGAGCGAGAACUACCGCGACGGCUUCAUCGCGCAGCUCCACAACUCGCUGUCGGGCUACACGGGCAACAACAUCGACGAGGCAGUCCGCUACGCCGAGCAGGCCAAGACCAAGUGCAUCGGCAUCACGAUCGAGACUCGGCCAGAUUACUGCCUGCGGCCUCACCUGAGCGCCAUGCUCCGUUACGGCUGCACUCGUCUCGAGGUCGGCGUCCAGUCGGUGUACGAGGACGUUGCGCGCGACACGAACCGCGGGCACACGGUCCAGGCGACGUGCGAGAGCUUCCAGAUGGCCAAGGACGCCGGCUUCAAGGUCGUGUCGCACAUGAUGCCCGACCUCCCGAACGUCGGCGUCGAGCGCGACAUGGCCCAGUUCCACGAGUACUUCGAGAACCCGGCGUUCCGCUCGGACGGCCUCAAGAUCUACCCGACGCUCGUCAUUCGCGGCACCGGCCUGUACGAGCUGUGGCGCACCGGCCGGUACAAGAACUACAGCCCGAACGCGCUCGUCGACAUCGUCGCGCGCAUCCUCGCCCUCAUCCCGCCCUGGACCCGCAUCUACCGCGUGCAGCGCGACAUCCCCAUGCCGCUCGUCUCGUCCGGCGUCGAGAACGGCAACUUGCGCGAGCUCGCCAUGGCCCGCAUGCGCGACUUUGGCCUCACUUGUCGCGACGUCCGCAGCCGAGAAGUCGGUCUUCACGAGAUUCACCAUCGCGUGCGGCCCGACGAGCUCGAGCUCAUCCGCCGCGACUACACGGCCAACGGCGGGUGGGAGACGUUCCUGUCGUACGAGGACCCAGAGGCCGACAUCCUCGUCGGCCUGCUGCGUCUGCGCAAGUUGACGCCCGAGGGCACCUUCCGUGAGGAGCUGCUCAAGGACGGGCAGACGAGCAUGGUCCGCGAGCUGCACGUCUACGGCACGGCCGUCCCGCUCCACUCGCGCGACCCGACCCUGUUCCAGCACCAGGGCAUCGGCACCCUGCUCAUGGAGGAGGCCGAGCGCAUCGCGCGCGAGGAGCACGGCAGCCGCAAGAUUGCCGUCAUCAGCGGAAUCGGCGUCCGGAGCUACUACGCUCGCCUCGGGUACACGCUCGAAGGGCCGUACAUGACGAAGAUGCUCGACCCGCUCGACGAUGACGAGAUCUUCUGA